This is a messenger RNA of Lycium barbarum (goji berry), 747 nucleotides long. RefSeq lists its product as uncharacterized. The record is from RefSeq and is a predicted model, not a curated record. The coding region runs from base 1 to 747 and encodes 248 amino acids. The transcript has 3 exons. NCBI's taxonomy places the organism in Eukaryota, Viridiplantae, Streptophyta, Magnoliopsida, Solanales, Solanaceae.
AUGCUGAAAUUUGUCUAUGCCAUAUGGAAUUUUGUUGAAACACCAAGAGUUUACUUACACGACGAGGGGUACUACUUCUUUAGAUUUGCCAAUGAACUAGACAAAAUGGAUAUUCUACAGAAUGGACCCUAUACAUUUGACUAUCGACCUCUGGUGCUAAAACAAUGGACUGCUGAAUUUCAGAUGGGGAAAGAGUCGAUCAGGCAAAUGCCUUUGUGGGUUACUUUUCCAAAUUUACCUGUGGAAUAUUGGUCGAUUGAGAACCUUGGUAGAAUUGCAAGCUACAUAGGCAAUCUUGUUUGCACAGAUAGUCUGAUAGCUAAAGAGGAAAGAAUUUCGUAUGCUAGAAUGUUGAUUGAGCUGGAUGUAACACAGCUCUUACCUGAACAAAUGGUGAUUGAAGAAGCACAUGGAAAAUGCAUUACUCAGCAGUUAAAUUAUGACUGGUGGCUGAAAUAUUGCCAGGAUUGUGACAAACCAAUAGAAGCAGCUGCGCCACAAGUUGCAGGACCUCAACCAGUUGCAGCUGAUAUGGAGGAUCAGGGGUUAACACAGGAUAAAGAAAUACAGAAGACAACUGGUAUGGAUAGGGGCAAGAAUAAACAGCAUAAAGGUAUAAUGGUAUCAGUCAGUGAGCAACCUGCAAACACUUCAAAAUCUACAAUGCAAGCCGUGAAUGAAAUUGGUUUUAUGGAGAUCAUAACAGAUACAAAGGGUCCUGAUCAUCCCUUAUCCCAACCCCCAUGA